UCGCCUCCGUUUGGCAUCACAACGGCAAGAGCAUGGCGUUCCCCAAAGUGACUGGAUUUCUAGUAGUAGCUGCGACCCUAAUUGGACUAACCGUUGCGGUAGAUUACUGCGCCCUGCCCACCUGUCUGGACAAGCACGUUGCCUGCAACAACAAAGGAAACUAUAGCACGGAAUGCCCCAAGGAUGUGCGUGAAGUGAAAAUCGAUCCCCAUCACAAACUGAUCCUGACGCUCUUCAACGAACUCCGCAAUAACGUCGCUGGUGGCAGUAUUGAAGGUUUACCCAAAGCCGUUCGUAUGGCAAAGAUGUCCUGGUGCGAGGAGCUCGCCCAUUUAGCGCUCUACAAUGUGAAGACCUGCCUCUCCCUGCCCGACAAAUGCCGCAGCACUGAACGAUUCGCCUAUGCGGGCCAGAACAAUGCCAUCUUCAGCUACAGUGGCGCUGAAUCCGAAUACACCGAUGCUGAAAUAAUAAAGGAACAAAUUGAAAACUGGUUUGCCGAGCGCUCCAACGCCUCUCCCGAGAUCUUGUCCAACUUCCCCGAGGAGCUGCCCAACAAGAACGUGGCCAAGUUCACCAUUUCGGUGGCCGAGAAGAACACCCAUGUGGGCUGCGCUGCCGUUCGAUUCUCUCGCGACUUCUACAAUCACUUCGUACUGACCUGCAACUUCGCCACAACCAACAUCAUUGGUCAGCCCGUCUACACUCCUGGCGAAAAGGCAACCAGUGGCUGCAAGAACCGCUAUGGCGCCGCCUUCGACUACCCCAACCUGUGCUACGCCAAGGAGAUCUACGACAACGAGAAGGUCAUUGCCGACAUCAAGGUGUACUAAAUAAGGCAUACACUUAAAUGGCGAAAAGCCAUAUGACAGAAAUUCCCAUUAUAACAGCAAAAGCCCAAUAAAAUAGCUUCAAUAAAUUUAAAA
Molecule: messenger RNA, 926 nt
Organism: Scaptodrosophila lebanonensis
Lineage: Eukaryota; Metazoa; Arthropoda; Insecta; Diptera; Drosophilidae
Product: allergen Tab y 5.0101-like
Exons: 2
Coding region: 33-833 (266 amino acids)
Source: RefSeq, a predicted model, not a curated record